Messenger RNA from Xyrauchen texanus (razorback sucker), 12709 nucleotides. RefSeq names its product teneurin-3-like. Gene Ontology annotation, biological process: heterophilic cell-cell adhesion; signal transduction; neuron development. Bases 534 to 8891 code for a protein of 2785 amino acids. Gene Ontology annotation, molecular function: cell adhesion molecule binding; protein heterodimerization activity; protein homodimerization activity. Lineage: Eukaryota; Metazoa; Chordata; Actinopteri; Cypriniformes; Catostomidae. The transcript is spliced from 32 exons. The record is from RefSeq and is a predicted model, not a curated record. Gene Ontology annotation, cellular component: membrane; neuron projection.
UGUCCGUGCAUCUGUACUCUUACAGCGAUUGCAGCAUGCACGCCCGCACCGACGUAUUUGUUGUAGCUCUAUGAGGAAAUAGCGGCUGCUCCUGCAUCUCCGUGUCUCCGGACGGUCGUGGCUGAUACAUGAGCUCAGCGAGACCUACAUUUAUCCCCAAACGAGUGUCUGUUUGUGUUGCUCAUUCAGAGAGAGAGAGUGAGAGAGAGAGAGUGAGAGAGAAUACAGACACAUAUCUGUCAACAUCAGAGUUACUCUCCGCUAAGAGCCCACCGGACUAUUGUUUGGAAGGGAGUUGCUGUUUAAAGCGACUGAGGAGGACUUGCUUCGUCUCCGGCUCUUUAAGUAGAAACAUUUCUCCGUUUUGUCAUUCCCUGAAGAAGUUGUCUUCGUUUGGUGAAGUUUUGCCUAUGGGAUGCUGAAACACAUCAACAGCAGGUAGACAGCAGUAAGCUCACAGUUGGGCGGAGUCUGUGACGAGCGAGUGCUCCAGUUGGUUGCCGUGUUGCGUUUCACUGCGUCAUGCGGGCAGGAUGGAUGUGAAAGAACGCAGGCCCUACUGCUCACUGACCAAGAGCAGGAGAGAAAAAGAGCGCCGCUACAUGGGCUCGUCCGGAGACAGCGAGGACUGCCGCGUGCCCACCCAGAAGUCUUACAGCUCCAGCGAGACACUCAAGGCCUUCGAUCACGAUUCCUCACGUUUGCUGUACGGAGGCCACGUCAAAGAAAUGGUCCACCGAGAGGCAGACGAGUAUAGCCGCCAAGGUCAAAACUUUAACCUUAGGCAGCUGGGAAUAUGCGAACCAGCCACACGCCGUGGCCUGGCCUUCUGCGCAGAGAUGGGCCUCCCCCACCGCGGCUACUCUGUUGGCACAGGCUCAGACGUGGACACUGAGAACGAAGGGGUGAUGUCACCGGAGCGUGCCAUGCGCCUCUGGGGCAGGGGUGUCAAGUCUGGCCGCAACUCCUGCUUGUCCAGCCGUUCGAAUUCAGCGCUGACCCUGACUGACACAGAACAUGAGAACAAAUCGGACAGUGAGAACGGUUCUCCCAUGCCAUCCUCUCUCUCCAGUUCAUCAGUCACUGAGCAUUCCCAUUCUCAACCACCCUCACCCAAUCUCCAUGACAACCAGAGUUCCAUCUUAAGUAAUGCCACCACACAGGCGUUGAAGGACUCCGAUUCCGAGGAAGAGCACACAGCUGCUCUCUAUAGACCCAUAACACAGCCUGGCCCCAGCCACAGUUGUAAUGAGCAACCAUCCAAUCAGCACCAGCAGGGCCAAUCCACGCUGCCACCAGCUCCGCCCCCACACAAGCAGCAGCCGUUGGUGACGGCACUGAACCACAACACUCUGAGCAGCCGCAGGAACGUGAGCCCGGCCCCUCCGGCCGCCCUCCCCGCCGAACUGCAAACCACACCAGAGUCAGUGCCGCUGCAGGACAGCUGGGUCCUGGGCAGCAAUGUGCCGCUGGAGAGUAGGCACUUUCUCUUUAAGACAGGCACCGGUACCACUCCUCUGUUCAGUACGGCCACGCCAGGAUACACCAUGGCCACGGGGGCGGUCUACUCGCCCCCCACGCGGCCCCUGCCCCGCAACACACUCUCCCGCAGCGCCUUCAAGUUCAAAAAGUCCUCCAAGUACUGCUCAUGGAGGUGCACGGCUCUCAGCGCCAUGGCCGUUUCCAUACUGCUCUCUAUACUGCUGUGCUACUGCGUCGCCAUGCAUCUCUUUGGAUUAAAUUGGCAGCUGCAGGAGACUGAGGGCUAUGCUUUUGAGAAUGGACAGGUCAAAUCUGAUGCCACGGCAUCCAACACAGUUACUGCCCUGUCUACUGAGAAUAGAGUCUACUUUCAGGAAAAUAACACCAUAGACACAGGUGAGGUGGAUGUGGGACGAAGGGCAGUACAGGAAGUCCCUCCAGGAAGUUUCUGGCGCUCUCAACUCUUCAUUGACCAGCCGCAGUCCCUCAAGUUCAACAUCUCCGUCCAGAGGGACGCCCUAGUGGGGGUCUAUGGUCGAAAAGGCCUGCCUCCCACGCAUACCCAGUAUGACUUUGUGGAGCUGCUGGAUGGCAGUCGUCUGAUAUCUAAAGAGAAGCGGGGACUGGUGGAGGUAGAGGGAGCAGCAAGGAGGGCUCGUUCAGUCAAUGUUCAUGAGGCCGAGUUCAUCCGGUUCCUGGACUCAGGCACCUGGCACCUCGCCUUCUACAAUGAUGGCAAGAACACUGAGCAGGUCUCCUACAACACCAUUAUCAUAGAUACCCUAACAGAGUGUCCACACAAUUGCCAUGGUAACGGAGACUGUCGCUCAGGAACAUGCCAUUGUUUCCCAGGGUUCCUUGGGCCCGAUUGCUCACGAGCUGCCUGUCCAGUAUUGUGCAGUGGUAAUGGACAGUACUCCAGGGGGCGCUGUCUUUGCUACAGCGGCUGGAAGGGCACAGAGUGUGAUGUUCCUGGUAACCAGUGCAUCGAUAUUCACUGCGGCGGUCACGGGAUCUGCAUCAUGGGAAUCUGCGCCUGCAAUACAGGCUAUAAAGGAGACAACUGUGAAGAAGUGGACUGCCUGGACCCCUCUUGUUCAUCUCAUGGUGUUUGUAUUCACGGAGAAUGCCACUGCAAUCCUGGUUGGGGUGGUACCAGCUGUGAGAUACUGAAGACUAUGUGCCCAGACCAGUGCUCAGGACAUGGAACCUACCAGACUGAGAGCGGUACUUGCACCUGCGAUGCCAAUUGGACUGGGCCCGACUGCUCCACUGAGGUGUGUGCAGUGGACUGUGGCUCUCAUGGUGUGUGCAUGGGAGGAAGCUGUCGCUGUGAGGAGGGCUGGAUGGGUACAGUCUGUGAUUUGAAAGCCUGUCACCCGCGCUGUACUGAACACGGCACCUGCAAGGACGGCAAAUGUGAAUGCCACCAAGGAUGGACCGGAGAGCACUGCACCGUCGCUCACCCGGAGACAUAUGUCCAAGGAGAGAGGAUAGGAUUUAAAGAGGGAUGCCCAGGUCUGUGCAACAGUAAUGGCCGCUGUACACUGGACCAGAAUGGCUGGCAUUGUGUCUGCCAACCAGGCUGGAGAGGGGCCGGCUGUGACGUUGCCAUGGAGACACUCUGUGCAGAUGGCAAGGACAAUGAAGGAGAUGGCCUGGUGGACUGUAUGGAUCCUGACUGUUGCCUGCAGAGCUCGUGCAAGACUCAACCCUUCUGCCGUGGCUCUCCUGACCCCAUCGACAUCAUCAGCCAGAACCAACCAGUCAGCCCACAGCAAGCCGCCCAGUCCUUCUUUCAGCGAAUCAGCUUCCUCAUCGGCUCAGAGAGCACGCAUGUUAUUAACGGAGACAACCCCUUCAACAGAAGCCUGGUCUCCAUUAUCAGAGGGCAGGUGCUUACAGCAGAUGGGACACCCCUGAUUGGAGUCAACGUGUCAUUUGUGCACUACCCAGACCACGGAUACACCAUCACACGGCAGGAUGGCAUGUUUGACAUUCUGACCAAUGGCGGAGCUUCACUGACACUGAGCUUCGAGCGGGCUCCAUUCCUGACGCAGUUCCGUACAGUAUGGAUCCCAUGGAACAUCUUCUAUGUGAUGGACACCCUGGUCAUGAAGAAAGAGGAGAAUGACAUCCCAAGCUGUGAUCUCAGUGGCUUUAUCCGGCCUAGCCCCCUCGUUGUGACCACGCCCCUUUCCACAUUCUUCCGAUCCUCACCUGAGAAGGGCCCCAUCAUUCCAGAAACACAGGUUCUUCAGGAGGAGACGACGAUUCCUGGCAGUGACCUAAACCUGAUGUAUCUGAGCUCGCGGGCGGCUGGCUACCGGCCAGUGCUGAAGGUGACCAUGACCCAAGCCACCAUCCCCUUUAACCUCAUGAAGGUACACCUGAUGGUGGCCGUGGUGGGUCGCCUCUUCCAGAAGUGGUUCCCAUCGGAACCCAACUUGUCCUACACAUUUAUCUGGGACAAGACUGACGCAUACAACCAAAGAGUCUAUGGCCUGUCAGAGGCAGUGGUGUCAGUUGGAUUUGAGUACGAGUCUUGUUUAGAUCUGAUCCUGUGGGAGAAGAGAACAGCCAUUUUGCAAGGUUAUGAACUUGAUGCCUCAAACAUGGGCGGGUGGACCCUGGACAAACAUCAUGUUUUGGAUGUUCAGAAUGGCAUCCUGUACAAAGGCAACGGUGAGAAUGUCUUCAUCUCCCAGCAGCCUCCAGUCAUUAGCACCAUCAUGGGUAAUGGGCGCAGACGCAGUAUCUCCUGCCCCAGCUGUAAUGGCCAGGCCGAUGGCAACAAACUUCUGGCUCCAGUGGCCCUCGCCUGUGGAUCUGAUGGCAGCCUCUUCGUCGGUGACUUCAACUACAUCAGACGCAUCUUUCCCUCAGGGAACGUUACUAGUGUUAUGGAGCUGAGAAAUAAAGAUUUCAGACAUAGCAACAAUCCUGCACAUAGAUACUACCUAGCAACAGACCCGAUGACCGGUCAGCUGUAUAUUUCGGACACCAACUCACGGCGGAUCUUCAGACCUAAAGCCCUGAUGGGAACCAAAGAGCUGCUGCAGAAUGGAGAGGUUGUAGCAGGAACAGGAGAGCAGUGUCUACCAUUUGAUGAGGCUCGAUGUGGAGAUGGUGGCAAAGCCACUGAAGCAGUCCUGCUGGGACCCAAAGGCAUUGCAGUGGAUAAGAAUGGGUUCAUCUACUUUGUUGAUGGUACAAUGAUCAGGAAGGUAGACAGGAACGGCAUCAUCUCAACAUUGCUGGGCUCUAAUGACCUCACAUCUGCUCGGCCUCUGACCUGUGAUACCAGCAUGCACAUUGGACAGGUGCGUUUAGAGUGGCCUACAGACCUGGCCAUCAACCCUAUGGACAACUCCAUCUAUGUGCUUGACAACAAUGUGGUGCUACAGAUCACUGAGAAUAGGCAGGUGCGGAUCGUGGCAGGCAGACCCAUGCAUUGCCAGGUCCCAGGCAUCGAGUACACCAUGGGAAAGCGUGCCAUCCAGACCACUCUAGAAGGUGCGACAGCCAUUGCACUCUCCUACAGUGGUGUUCUCUAUAUAGCUGAGACGGAUGAAAAGAAGAUUAACCGUAUCAGACAAGUUAGCACCGAUGGAGAGAUUUCUCACCUGGUAGGAGCGCCCUCUGACUGUGAUUGCAAAAAUGAUGCUAACUGCGACUGUUACCAGACGGGCGAUGGGUAUGCCAAAGACGCACGACUAAAUGCACCUUCUUCACUGGUGGUAUCUCCUGAUGGAACACUUUAUGCUGCUGACUUAGGAAAUAUUCGGAUCCGUGCCAUACGUCGCAAUCGACCUCCCCAAAGCUCUUCAGGUCUUUAUGAGGUUGCGUCACCUGCCUCACAAGAACUCUACAUGUUUGAUGCCAAUGGAACGCAUCAGUAUACCAUGAGCUUGGUCACUGCCGACUAUAAGUACAACUUUAGCUAUAGUAAUGAGGAUGAUGUUACAGCUGUAACAGAUAGCAAUGGAAAUACACUUCGGGUCCGCCGUGACCCCAACCGGAUGCCAGUCCGCAUCGUUGCCCCUGACAACCAGGUCAUUUGGCUGACAAUUGGCACAAAUGGAGGGCUUAAGACCCUCACUGCACAGGGGCAGGAGCUGGUACUCUUCACCUACCAUGGCAAUAGCGGCCUGUUAGCCACCAAGAGCAUCCAAAUUGGCUGGACGACAUUUUAUGACUAUGAUAGUGAGGGACGUCUGACAAACGUGACCUUCCCCACGGGUGUUAUUACCAGUCUGAUUGGAGAGAUGGACAGAGCUCUAACAGUGGACAUUGAGACCUCAGGACGAGACGAUGAUGUCAGCAUCACCACCAAUCUCUCCUCUAUUGACUCCUUUUACACAUUAGUUCAAGAUCAACUAAGAAACAGCUACCAGGUGGGCUAUGAUAACUCCAUGAGGGUCAUCUACGCCAAUGGAAUGGACUCACACUUCCAGACUGAGCCUCAUAUUCUUGCGGGUGCAUCCAACCCGAUUGUGGCUAGAAGAAACAUGACCUUGCCUGGAGAGAAUGGACAGAACCUGGUGGAGUGGCGCUUUAGAAAAGAGCAGAACAAGGGGAAAGUCGAAGUGUUUGGCAGGAAACUCAGGGUCAACGGUAGAAACCUGCUUUCUGUGGACUAUGACCGAACGCUGCGGACAGAGAAAAUAUAUGAUGACCAUCGAAAGUUCCUCCUGAAGAUUGUGUAUGAUGCCUCCGGUCAUCCUACACUUUGGGUUCCCAGUAGUAAAUUGAUGUCUGUCAACCUCACUUACUCCAGCACUGGCCAGGUCACAAGCAUCCAAAGAGGCCCCACAACUGAGAGGGUAGAAUAUGACAGCCAGGGACGAAUUGUUUCCAGAACCUUUGCAGAUGGCAAAACAUGGAGUUACACUUAUCUGGACAAGUCCAUGGUGCUCCUUUUACACAGCCAGCGGCAGUACAUCUUUGAUUAUGAUCUCCAGGAUCGACUCUCCGCCAUUACUAUGCCAAGUGUGGCCCGCCACACCAUGCAAACCAUCCGCUCCGUAGGGUACUAUCGCAAUAUCUACAAUCCACCCGAAAGUAAUGCCUCCGUAACGGUAGACUACAGUGAGGAUGGCCAGCUCCUGCGGGUGGUGCACUUGGGCACUGGCCGGCGUGUCCUCUACAAGUACCGUAGACAGAACAAGCUGUCUGAGAUCCUCUACGACAGCACACGGGUUAGCUUCACCUAUGAUGAGACAGCGGGUGUCCUCAAAACUGUAAAUCUACAGAGUGAGGGCUUCAUUUGUUCGAUCAGAUAUCGACAGAUAGGCCCACUGGUGGACCGACAGAUAUUCCGCUUUAGUGAGGAUGGCAUGGUCAAUGCGCGCUUUGACUACACCUAUGACAACAGUUUCCGAGUUACCAGCAUGCAGGGAGUUAUAAAUGAAACACCACUUCCAAUUGACCUCUAUCAAUUUGAUGACAUUUCCGGCAAGGUAGAGCAGUUUGGCAAGUUUGGCGUAAUUUAUUACGACAUCAACCAGAUCAUCUCCACAGCGGUCAUGACAUAUACAAAGCACUUCGAUGUCCAUGGUCGCAUCAAGGAGAUCCAAUACGAGAUCUUUCGUUCCCUCAUGUACUGGAUAACAAUCCAGUAUGACAACAUGGGCCGUGUCACCAAAAGGGAAAUAAAGAUCGGCCCUUUUGCCAACACCACCAAAUAUGGCUAUGAGUAUGAUGUGGAUGGGCAGCUGCAGACUGUUUACCUGAAUGAGAAAAUGAUGUGGCGGUACAAUUAUGACCUAAAUGGCAACCUACACCUGUUGAACCCCGGGAAUAGUGCUCGACUCACACCUCUCCGUUAUGACCUACGGGAUCGCAUCACGCGUCUGGGCGAUGUGCAGUAUCGCAUGGACGAAGAUGGCUUUUUGCGCCAAAGAGGUGUGGAAAUCUUUGAAUACAACUCCAAGGGCCUUCUGGUUCGGGUGCACAGUAAAGCCAGUGGCUGGACCAUCCAGUACCGUUAUGAUGGGCUUGGAAGACGCCUUGCCUCUCGCAAUAGUCUGGGCCAGCACCUUCAGUUUUUCUAUGCCGACCUCAACUACCCUACACGCAUCACACACGUGUACAACCAUUCUAGCUCAGAGAUCACCUCACUGUACUAUGAUCUCCAAGGCCAUCUGUUUGCCAUGGAGAUCAGCAGUGGGGAAGAGUUUUACAUAGCUUGCGAUAACACAGGAACACCACUCGCAGUCUUUAGCAGCAAUGGGCUGCUACUCAAGCAGGUACAAUAUACUGCUUAUGGAGAGAUCUACUUUGACUCCAACCCAGACUUCCAGUUGGCUAUUGGAUUCCAUGGUGGUUUGUAUGAUCCUUUAACAAGACUGCUGCACUUUGGAGAGAGAGAUUAUGACAUUCAAGCUGGCCGUUGGACCACCCCAGAUAUUAGCACCUGGACCAGGGUGGGCAAGGACCCAGCUCCCUUCAACUUGUAUAUGUUUCGCAAUAACAAUCCUAUCAGCAAGGUGCAUGAGGUCAAGGAGUAUGUCACAGAUGUCAACAUCUGGCUGGUGACAUUUGGCUUCCACCUGCACAACGUCAUCCCAGGUUUUCCCAUCCCUAAAUUUGACCUUACCCAGCCCUCACUGGAAAUGAAAAAGAGUCAACUGUGGGAUGAUCUACCGUCCAUAUCAGGGGUCCAACAAGAGGUUAUGCGGCAGGCCAAGGCUUUCCUAUCCUUUGAAAGGAUGCCAGAGAUCCAAUUAAGCCGUCAACGCUCAAGUUGGGAAAAACCUUGGUUGUGGUUUGCCACUGUCAAGUCCCUCAUUGGUAAAGGUGUGAUGCUUGCCAUUACUAGUAAGGGCCAGGUGGCCACCAACGCACUGAACAUCGCAAAUGAAGACUGCAUUAAAGUGGCAACCGUGCUCAACAAUGCCUUCUAUCUGGAAGAUCUACACUUCACAGUGGAAGGCCGAGACACUCACUACUUCAUAAAGACCAGCCUGCCAGAGAGCGACCUAGGCACACUGCGACUUACCAGCGGCCACAAGAGUCUAGAGAAUGGUGUCAACGUAACAGUGUCGCAAUCCACAACUGUGGUCAAUGGGCGCACACGUCGCUUUGCAGAUGUAGAGUUGCAGUACGGUGCAUUGGCCCUGCAUGUGCGCUACGGCAUGACACUGGAUGAGGAGAAGGCACGGGUCCUGGAGCAGGCUCGCCAGAGAGCAUUGUCUAGUGCUUGGGCACGGGAGCAGCAGCGUGUACGUGAUGGGGAGGAAGGGGUGCGUCUUUGGACAGAGGGGGAGAAAAGGCAGCUGCUCAGCUCUGGAAAGGUGCUGGGUUAUGAUGGCUACUAUGUACUCUCAGUAGAGCAGUACCCUGAACUGGCCGACAGUGCCAAUAAUAUCCAGUUCCUGAGGCAGAGCGAGAUUGGGAAGAGGUAACAGUCUGCAUAGCAAAGGCUGCCCAAUGGACUACUGCCCCUCUGCUCCCCAAGUUCCUCUUUUCCUUGUACACAUUACCAGACCUCCCAGUCCAGAGACUGAAGGGAAAUGAUUUAGGAUAGAGAAAUGAGGAGCUGUGCCUAAGUGCCACAAACACAGCAAUUAUACAGAAAAAACAGAGGCACUUCCUCUUAUAGACUGUACCACAUCCCCGUCCUACACAUUGGUCCACACUAUUGCGUUGAAUAGUGAAUGGACUCUCUUAAAAGAGAGAAACUCGAGGAAAAAACUGUUCUGAUUUGUGUUUUUCUUCUUUUUAUAUUAAAACCUUAAAGGUGACUUGGUCAGUGAUGAUAAAAUGGAGAAAAAAGACAAAUGUGUUUACAUGUGGAAACCACUGCACACAGAAGAACUAAUAUAAUGCCCUGGUAAUAUAAAGGCAGUGACUAAUUCAGUGGUUCUUACUGUCUUGGGCAUACUCAUAAAAGGGUCCUUGCUCUCUCAAAUGUUAUGUCAACUAGGGAGGACUGUGAGCUAGUUGAUGGUUUCUCUCCUGCUUUGAUUUCUUAAAGGACACAGUUAUGGUUCAUAUAAUCAAAUCUGAGUACAAUCUAUUUCAUCAAGUGGUUAAUAGAGCGGAAACUGACAGAACAAAAAAAAAUAUAAAUAUAUAUCUAUCUCAUAACUGACCUGUCUUUUGAGAAAAGAUGUUAAAAUUAUCUUUAUGGAUUUUUUUUUAAGUGAAAAAAGUUUCACCUAUCCGUACAUCAACAUUAGGCGCAAAGAAAGUAAUUUAUGUACAGUGUUUAUACAUAAAAAUAAAAUCUUACAAAUAUUGAGACUUUAUUGUCUUGUCAUGCAUUACUGUUUAUACUCAUGAAUUUUUAUAUUUUAUCUUAUCAAAAUGUGUGGUAAUGCUAAUUGAAAUAAAUUCAGAUGUACUGUGACACAUUGUUUUUUCUCUGUUCAUCUUCUGAAAGCAAUUGUUGCCAUUUUUCUUUUCCAUAUCUUUAUUUUUUUCAGAAUGUCUUAAUACAUGUUCAGUGUUUUCAUGGCUUAAAGCCUCUGUAAUCAACAUUAGGUUUAGAGUAGCUGUUUGCCAGUUGUGGGUUGAAUAAUUACUAAACCCAAUUACUAAAAACUGGGCUUAGUAAUUUGCCAGAAAUCAUCUAAAGUAAACUAAAUUAUUUAUUUACAGUAAUGUCAUGGUAAUGGCAUUGUUCUGUCUUAUAAUGCAUUGGAAUGAGUUUCAAGCUUUAGCCUCACUUUAUAUCCAGAGAUAUAAUGGUUUCUUCAAAAAGUUUCCGCUCUUUGUAAUGUUUUAGAUGAAGGACAUAUCAGACUAGCAUUAAUGUGUGUUGCCAUUGGCAGCACGUAAAAAGAAACCUCCCAAGGAGAUUUCUCUGACUGGAAUUUUUAUCACUGCAUUUUAACCAUGACUUCAAAUUCACACUUGACAAGGAGACAAGCUCAAACUCUCAUGAAUCAAAAGGGUCAUAGACAUAGCAGCAGAGAGCAGUGUGGGCUGUUCCAGUAGGCAUGGGUCCCUAUGAUCAUGGUAUGAUGCCAGAAAUGAAAACUGUUUUUUUUUUUUUGCAAUAGGCCAACUUUAUGUAAUUAUAUAGCUAGUGGCAAAGAUGGUAAGAAGGGGUUGCCAGGAAAUAUGAGAAAUGUACAGAGAUCUAAAUAUGUAGAAGUGAAAAGUUAACUUCUAAGUUUGGAUUUGAUAUUUGAGUUUGGAGAACACAAACUUACAAAGAAGGAAUGAAUGGAAAGAGAAUUCCCUCAUGACCCAUAUGAAGGAAAUUGCUUUAGGAUUUAUUUUAGAAAUAUUUUAUAGACAAUGUAUUCAUCAUCAACAUGCAUUGUGAUCAGAAUUCACCCUGACAAAAAAAAAUAUCUUAAUUUGUAUGCCUAGAUGGACUGCCUCCUGUUUUGUAAAUGCUUUUUAAAGAUUGUAUAAAAUAAAAAUGUUCAGACUAAUGAAUGAUGAAAUAUUGUUUCCAUUUUUGUUGUUUUCCUAUGACAAGUUUUUUAAUCAAUCAUGUAAUUGUAUGGCAGAGCCUAUUUUUCUAUUUGUGUGUGAAUGGAGGUCUGAAGGGGAUGUUUUCGAGCUGUGAGUUUUUUUUUCCAGAACUCUGUAUGGGAUUCUCUGUGGUAUUAUUGACUGAUCCGGGAGAGUCUAAGCUCACUAUUAGGGUGAACUUUUCCUUCUUCAAAAAUGUUCCUUAAAGGUCUGAUUCACUCAUGAAAAUGUUUUCAUCAUUAACUCACCCUACGCCUGCAUGACUAUUUCAUCUGGGUUUUGCAGAAUGUUAGUCAAUGUCACCAUUCGAUUUCAAUGCAUAAUUUUUCCAUACAGUGAGAUUCAAUGGUGACUGAGUCUAACAUUCUGCCAAACAUCUCAUUUUGUGUUCCAUGCAAGAAACAUUCAUACAGGUUUGAAAUAGCACGCAGGGUGAGAAAAUGAUGACUGCAUUUAAAUUUUUUGGGUGAGAAAGCCCUAUAAAUAUGAAAUCUUAAAGUUGAGCUCUUAAUUCUAAACACUAUUAAUAACAUGAACGAGAACUGUAACCAAUGCAAUAUUAACAACAAAUUAUUUGCCCUAAAAGGUAAACCUAGAUUCUCCCAGUUGCUUUGCGAUACAGUCGUGUUGUUUGUUGAAGGAGCGGCCUCUCUUCUCAGGAGCCCUUCAGUCAGUUUACAAUGAAACAAAGUCCAAAUAAAAUUACUUUUUGGUAUUGUCAAUUUUCAAAAAGAUUUUGUCAACAUAGUUCAAAUAUCCUUAUUAAAAUCCAGAACUAGCAGUGAAUAUUUUCUAAAUGUCUGUGAUGGGAAGUGAGAACAGAAAAUGCCUGAUAUGUUUGCCAAUGAUUGCAUGCAUAUUCAGUGUAAAUCCAAUAAAUCAGCGGAAGGUCACAAUAAUUUUUUUUAUUACAGCAUAUUAGUGCCAAUAUGUAUGUGGUCUUUUGGUAUUUCUUUGCACUAUGAUGUACAUGUUUAAGGUGAUGCCUAUACAUUAUUGCAGUUGUCAUGUCUCUGGUUCGAUCAGAGGGAGAUUGUAAAAACUGGUUAUUACAAAAGGGAAGAUAACUGUACAGAAAAAUCACAAGUAUUUAAUUUCAAAAUUUCUAAUAAAUGCAGUUUGUAUCACACAGUUCACAGUCACUUAACAGUAACAUUACCUCAUAUCUGAUGUGAUAUGAGAUUUGGUUAGCCUAAUGUGUGCAUCGUGGGACUGAAUUUGUUGAGUUUGAGUAUUGAAAAUAUGAAAAUGCUGUGUGUAAUUAGCUUUGUUGCUUAUGUGACAAGUCAACGGUUGUUUUUUGUUUUGUUUUGUUUUUUAAUUUACAAUUUUUUUAACAGCCUCUAAAAUUUCUGUAUUUUGUAUGAUCUGCAUUUUACAUACUUGUUCCAAAGGAGUACUACAAACUGAAGUGAUUUUACCUGUAAAUCCAAUAACUUAUCUUGCAGUCUCUCAUUUGUAUUGAGGAAUUAGAGAAUGUUGUAUUAAUGAUGUUUUUAUUUUCUAUUUUCUCAUUUUUGCUUUUGUAUUGAUUUAUAGCCACGCAGCAUCUCAAAAAAAGCUCAUGGUUUUCAUUUGAUAGACACAUCUGUUUAGAGUGCAAUUAAAGUGCAAUUUUGAUGUAAUCUAAACUAGGUCACUGCUGGAUUCAUUACCUUUUAUCUUCAACAUGUUUAAUGCUCCACAGAGAUCAAUCAUAAAAAUAAAAUGUAAUAUUCAAAGGGGGUUUGUAUUUAUUAGUCCAUUCAAAUGAUCACAUAGUAAUGUAACACAUAUUACUGAAAAAAACUUG